Ceratitis capitata (Mediterranean fruit fly) is the source of this 2686-nucleotide messenger RNA. Its product is annotated as endoplasmic reticulum metallopeptidase 1. Gene Ontology annotation, biological process: proteolysis. Gene Ontology annotation, molecular function: metalloexopeptidase activity. The transcript is spliced from 10 exons. NCBI's taxonomy places the organism in Eukaryota, Metazoa, Arthropoda, Insecta, Diptera, Tephritidae. The record is from RefSeq and is a predicted model, not a curated record. The coding region runs from base 89 to 2686 and encodes 865 amino acids.
GAGAGCGGCAGACUGAACGGUAGCAAGUGGUGCAAAAGUGUUUGAGAGAAUAAAAUUUCAAAAAAAAAAAAAAAUUUGUUGAAGCAUAAUGACUAUAACAAAACUGGAUUUCCAAAACAACGCGGGGCACAACAAACGGAAAAAGUUCGACUGGUAUUGGGCGCCCAUCUACUGCGCCAUCUGGUACACACUUUUCUAUGCCGCCGCAGUCCCCAGUUUCUACAAUUAUCCAAAAACUCUACUCAUCGAAGAUGAGCUACAUCAUCCGGAUGAAUUCAUUGGCGAACGUGCCGAGUUCCAAUUAAUAACAUUGGCUAGUCUUGGCGUAAAACUAUCUGGUACUUUUGAAAACGAAGUAUUGGGGGUAAACUUUUUACUCCGCGAGAUAGAAAAAAUCAAGGCGCAAGCACGACUUGAUCUCUACGAUAUUGAUGCAGAGGUACAAUAUGCAUCGGGAAAGUUUGAAAUCUGGGGUAUGGCCUCGAGUUAUCGCAAUGUCUCGAAUGUGGUGGUGAAACUGGCGCCGAAAAAUGCUAAAUCCGCCUCAUACUUACUUGUGAAUGCGCAUUACGACUCGGAAGUGCACUCGCCGGCAGCGGGAGAUGAUGGCGUAAUGGUUGUUAUUAUGUUGGAGACUCUUCGGGUAAUGGCCAAAUCGGAGAAACCGCUCGUGCAUCCUGUAGUCUUCCUCUUCAAUGGUGCCGAGGAGAGUAAUCUCUUGGCAUCUCAUGGCUUCAUUACGCGCCACAGAUGGGCGCAGUAUUGCAAAGCUGUCAUAAACCUCGAUUCAGCUGGCUCAGGUGGUCGAGAGAUACUCUUUCAAUCAGGGCCCAACCAUCCAUGGCUCAUGAAGUAUUACAAGCAAAGCGUUCCUCGGCCAUUUGCCACUACAAUCGCUGAGGAGUUAUUCCAAAAUAAUUUUGUACCUUCCGACACGGAUUUUCGUAUCUUUCGUAGUUAUGGCAUGGUGCCAGGACUCGAUAUGGCACACUCGCUGAACGGCUAUGUCUAUCACACCAAAUACGAUACUUACACUAAUCUCGAACGGCGCACAUGUCAAACUACUGGUGAAAAUAUUCUUGCAUUGACGUGGGCACUAGCCAAUGCACCGGAGCUGAAAAGCCCUGAAGACUAUGCCAAAGGCCACACUGUAUUCUAUGACUACCUCGGCUGGUUUAUGAUUUUCUACACUGAAGACACUGGCAUCAUACUUAACAUUACCAUCUCUGUUUGUGCUAUCGUGGUGAUCUUAUCUUCCGUUUUUCUUAUGACACGCGCUACUGAUGCCGAUUCAAUUAAGCGUGUCGUCAUUCGCUUCAUUACCAUCUUCGGUGUACAGAUCGCAACAAUCGCCGUAGCUGUGGGCUUAACGUUUCUGAUUGCAGUCGCUAUAGACGGUAUUGGCGCUUCAGAAUGUUGGUAUUCGGAGACCUGGCUAAUAUUUGGCCUCUACUUUUGCCCCAUGUUCUUUGUAAUGACUUUUAUACCGGCGAUCUAUAUACGUUGGACCAAGGAGGGUACCAACAUGCGACUUGAUGAUACUUUGGCCUGUUUCAUGCAUUCACAUUGCCUCAUUCUGGCAUGCAUUUGCCUAACUAUGACCGGUCUGAGCAUACGUUCGGCUUUCUUCCCCAUGAUCGCAAUUUUUUUCUACACAAUAUCUGUUGUAUUGAAUAUUAUAAAUGGUCUUUGGGGCAAGAAAUACUUAUACUUGCCAAUUCACCUUGCUUGUCAGCUGCUGCCUUUCUGGUUUUACACCUACCUCACACUUGCUUUCCUCAAGAUUUUCAUACCCAUGCAAGGUCGUGAUGGUCCGACAAGUAAGCCCGAGUUUUUGAUUGCUGGUCUUUGUGCUAUAAUGAGCAUACAUUUUGGUGGAUUUAUCCUACCUAUUUUAAAUCGAUUCCGCAAAUCAAAAACGUUUUUAAGUUUAUUUGGAGUAAUCUGCUUGAUCUUCAUUAUGAUUGCAUGCCUGCCUACUGGCUUUCCAUUUGAAAAGGAUGUAGCGGUCCAGAGAGUUUACGUUUUGCACACUACCCGCACCUUUUACGACGAGCGUGGUUUCGUUUACAGAAACGAAUCUGGGUUCUAUGUACAACCAGUUGAUAGACGCAGUGACACACUGAAGAAAAGUGUCUUUCAAAAUGCCGAGCCAAAAUCGGUGCUUGAGGAGGAUUGUAACACGGAAUUGCUUUGUGGUCUACCACUGUAUAACUCCCGUUGGCGAGAUUGGAAAAACUACUCGCGUUGGAUAGCUGCACCAAUUCCGCACUUACCCAUACCAACUGAAAUCGAACUAACCUUCAAAACUCAUAUAACAGAUACCAGAGUACGCUAUGGCUUUAGCCUUAAGUCAGCAGAUCGCGUUGUUCUCUACGUUGAUCCAUACCCUAAUACGACGGUAGCAGAUUGGAGCUUUGAUCUGACGCCGUUGAAAAGUAAAUUCCCGACACCUUAUUUUGUGUACCACUUUUAUUCGAUGGAUGACAGACCACUGCAAUUCUGGAUUGAAAUGGAUCGUGGUUCAACUGACUAUGAGGGUGGCACUCUACGUCUCGGCAUCGGCGCCCACUUUUUAUAUCAUGAAGAUCAGUAUACCGAAGAAUUUAAAGGAUUCUUGGACGAAUUCCCAGAGUGGUCUUAUCCAAUAGACUGGGUGGCUUCAUUUGAAAGUCGCAUAUUUUAG